This is a messenger RNA of Rhododendron vialii, 1773 nucleotides long. Its product is annotated as probable protein S-acyltransferase 14. Gene Ontology annotation, biological process: peptidyl-L-cysteine S-palmitoylation; protein targeting to membrane. The coding region runs from base 13 to 1047 and encodes 344 amino acids. Gene Ontology annotation, cellular component: Golgi apparatus; endoplasmic reticulum. The transcript has 8 exons. The record is from RefSeq and is a predicted model, not a curated record. Lineage: Eukaryota; Viridiplantae; Streptophyta; Magnoliopsida; Ericales; Ericaceae. Gene Ontology annotation, molecular function: protein-cysteine S-palmitoyltransferase activity.
AAAAUUACCAAUAUGCCCUACGCUUAUGCAAUGUAUUGGCGCACUACGGGAUACCUUGUCCGAAAGCACAAUGUUCGCAUUGAAUCCAAACACGGUCCUAACUCCGGCCUCCUCCCGCUGACGUCUCCUCCAUCUGGAGCUGUAAUGGCUUGGAACGUGUUCAAGUUCUGUACGGCCCUACGCGGCCUGGGCUCGGUCAUGAUACUGUUGGUCCUUGCCGUCGUGGGUCUCACCUAUUACGCCGUCGUAUUCGCCAACUAUGGCCCGGCUUUGUACCAGGGUGAUAUCGCCCUUCUCACUUCACUUGCUGUCUUGAUCUUGUUUCACAUCCUUUUAGUGAUGCUAUUGUGGAGUUACUUUGCUGUUGUAUUUACGGAUGCGGGAAGUGUGCCACCCAAUUGGAGGCCUGUUUUGGAUGAGGAGAGCGGUGAUGCUGAUCCCUUGACUGGGUCAGAAUUCAGUGGUAUGCCAGCAGACAUAACAGAUCCAAGGGUCCGGUAUUGUCGGAAGUGCAACCAACUAAAACCACCCCGGUGCCAUCAUUGUUCUGUUUGUGGGAGGUGUGUGCUGAAAAUGGAUCAUCAUUGUGUGUGGGUUGUCAAUUGUGUUGGGGCCUUGAACUACAAGUAUUUCCUUCUUUUUCUGUUCUACACAUUCUUGGAAACAAGUCUUGUGACUUUAUCAUUAUUACCGUAUUUCGUAGCGUUCUUCAGUGAUGGAGAGAUACCUGGGACACCGGGCAUGGUGGCGACCACUUUUCUUGCCUUUGUGUUAAACCUAGCUUUUGCAUUGAGCGUAUGUGGUUUUCUGAUUAUGCACAUCUCUUUGGUGGCUGCUAAUACCACAACUAUUGAGGCAUAUGAGAAGAGGUCAACUCCUAGAUCGCGAUAUGACCUUGGUUGUAAGAGGAACUUUGAACAGGUAUUUGGGAUGGAUAAGCUAUACUGGUUCAUCCCAGCGUAUUCAGAAGAAGAUUUGCGGCGGAUGCCUGUACUUCAGGGUCUUGAGUACCCAUCAAAGCCUGACUUAGAUGCUCAAGGAUUGUAACGGUCAUCUACAUGGCAUCUGAAGAAGUUCUGGUUCCUUUUUCUUUGUAUCAGUAACUGAGUCGUCCCCAUAACCUGUUCUACCCUUAAUAAGUUAAUUGAACUAGCUGUUAGUAGAAAUGGGCUCCAAAAAAUUGGUCUCAAGGGUAUCUCGGUGGAUAACUGUUUCCUUAGACGCAAAGUUCAAUGUGUGCAGUGAAGCAGGUCGGGUGUAAAAGUACCUGGAUUGCUGGUAAACAGGGCUUGAUGCUGACCCUUAGGCUGUGGCUUUUUAUCAUGGAUUUUGGGAGGAAUUUACCGAGGGAAAGGGAAAUGAGAGGGAAACUAAAGAACUAAUUUUAGUAGCUUUUUACCUGAUCUAAUUACCUCUUCGUUUCCUCCGUAAAUCCCUCAGCGAAUCUAUGAUCCAAACACAUCCUUUAACUGAUAUGGUGGACCGUUAUUUGGGAAAUCAGGGAGCUGUAAGCAUGCUGAUGUACCUGUAAAUUUUGUACACUUUCACUGGAAAUAUAGAGUUAUUGCUACUUGGUCACAUAGCGAAAAUGGUGCGUGUUAGCUAUUCUUUUUCACGAUUUCAGUAUGUAUAGGCUAAAUGCUUGUGGGAUCGGAGUUAUACACAUAUAAUAUUGUUGGGCCUGCCUUGGCAACAUUUUUCUUCAUUCUGUUUUCAAAGAUGUAAAAGAUCACAUUCGUUGUUGAAUGGGUUCCAACUUCUGAUUCUUGUUUA